AUGACAUCGCCGACUUCAUCUUCGAAUAUGAAUUCAACUCUUCAAUGUGCCAUUAAGAUCGAGCAGUUAAAUUCUUAUGUUCUGGAUUUUUCAUCGGAAAAUAUUUCAUUUACAAAAGCACUUGCCGAUGGUAUUAAUCUUCAAGCGGAACAAUAUUAUCUCAAACGCUCCAAAGCAAGCGUUAACAUUCGUCAUGCCGAAAUCAAUGCUAAAGGCUUUGGUCCAACGUCAUUACUGGUGAAAAUGUUCGCUCAAAUCGUACACGAUGAUAAAAAAUCUGAAGAAUGUUUGAAAGAAAAUCCUGAUUUAAUGACGGAACAAAAUCUUAAAACUUUACUCGAUUGGUGUUUGAGCGAAGAGAUUGACAACAACUUUUCUUCGAUGGAAAACACUCUGAACCAAGCAACAAUCAUGAAAUCGAUUUUAUAUUUGAUCAAUACAACGAAAAAUGAAAGAAUACAAUGCAUCGAAUUAUUUUUUUUCCGAUUAUCGUCAAGUCCAUUUCAUAAAAAUGAUUUCGAACGUGAAUAUAAAAUUUUACACGAAAAAAUCCGUAGUCGUGCACUUGAAAUUAGUCAGAAGUUUUCCGAUGAAGACGAAGAAGAAAAACGUCUCAUAGAACAAGGUUACGCUCAAAAUCUCAUUUUAAAAUCCUUACCCAAGGAUUUGAAACAUGCUGUGACAACACGCGAUCUUCAAAGAUUCAAAUCUGUUCUCAUGCAAAUGCCGGAAGAUGAAUGUGAGAAAUGUAUCAAGAGAUGUUUGAAGUGUGGCAUUUUAAGAAAAGAAAAUGAAUUUCAAUAGACUGUUUUAUUUUUAUGUAAUCUUACGGCUUGAAAAACAAACGAAAUACAAAAUUCUCGUCGUUUUUCAAAGCUUUUCCAACAGAAGUAAUUAAACCAUUGAUGAAUAAAAGAAAAAAAGGGACAACAUUUUGAACUUAUUCUUUUCGCUUCGAUAAAGAUCGAUAAAUUAUUCAAUGUGCUCAUUUCAAACACUUUGAUCACUCAUUGGAGAAAGAAUUCUGAAAUCAAAAACAUCAGUAACACGUACUUUGAUUCUUUAGAUAGAUUCUUCCCGUAAAAACAAAACAUUUGAAUAAAGAAAGAACACUGUUGAAGAUAUUUCAAUUAGUUGGAACGUUUUGUCUCAACUUCGAUCUCAAAACAGAGAGAGAAAAAAUAGAUUUAUUUAAAAUGAAAUAAAACUACAUGGUUGAUUUGUUUUCUUUUCAUUUGUAUUAUUUUUUUCUAUCUGUUUUUAAACUACCAAUCUAUAAACAUACUUCUACUUUACAAAAACGUAUCUGAUACAUGGUAAAAUUUCAUUUUUAUAAAACUGGUGCAGAAAAGCAUUCGUUUUUCAGUUUCUUUGAAUCGCAGUUAGCAUGAAAAGUUGAUUUAAUCUUCUUUCUAACAGAAACUGCUAGAAAAUCAACAGAGAUGUCCAUCGCGGUUGAAAAUCAGCCGCUGCCGCGCCGCUGAGGUUUCCAAAAAAUUUGAACCGCGCCGCGCCGCGCCGCGGAGGUCUCACAAAAAUUUGAACCGCGCCGCGCCGC
This is a messenger RNA of Adineta ricciae, 1558 nucleotides long. The record is from the annotation of a GenBank genome assembly. Lineage: Eukaryota; Metazoa; Rotifera; Eurotatoria; Adinetida; Adinetidae.